AGUUAGGUUAUGUUUUUAUUAAAGUUAUUUUAGGUCCUACAUAUAGUCUUAUCGCCUAAGCCUGUCCUUAUCAAUUUCUUGUUUAUAUAAAAUUUAAUUGGUAAUUAUAAACUGUACUGUUUCACCACGAAUACCACUUUUAAAUGAGUUUAAUUAGAUCGGCUUCCUGCCUAGUUAGACUUGGAUUAAAGGAACAUUCAUCCAGAAAUAUUUAUACAACUUCCGUAAAAAUGGUUGAGGAAAUUAAAAAGAAAUUCGUCUUGCCUGCUCGAUAUGCAGGCAGUGAACCCAGUGUUUGGAAUGAGUACAUUAAAUUGGCUGCUGAAUACAAACCUCUGAAUUUAGGACAAGGAUUUCCUGAUUAUCCACCUCCGACUUAUGUGACAGAUGCUUUAAAGGCAGUUUCCAAUAGUGACAAUGUGUUCAUUCAUCAGUACACUCGUGGCUUUGGCCAUCCAAGACUAAUUGAGGCCCUUGCUAAACUCUACUCGAAAUUGAUUGGUAGAGAAAUCAACCCUCAGACUGAAAUAUUGACAACAUUAGGCGCAUAUGAGGCUCUUUUCUCAUCAAUUAUUGGGCAUGUAGAUGUUGGAGAUGAAGUCAUAAUAAUUGAACCAUUCUUUGAUUGUUAUGAGCCUAUGGUGAAAAGUGCUGGUGGUGUACCCAAAUUUAUUCCACUCAGAUUGCAAGAUGUUGAGGGAAGAUUGCCGACGUCUGCUGAUUGGGUGCUUGACAAAAAGGAACUGGAAGAAAUGUUCAACAGUAAAACAAAAAUAAUUAUUUUAAACACACCCAACAAUCCUUUAGGAAAAAUAUUCACUAGAGAGGAACUAACGUUUAUUGCAGACCUCUGCAAGAAAUGGAAUGUGCUCUGUAUAUCUGAUGAAGUUUAUGAAUGGAUGGUGUACAAGCCACAAGAGCAUAUUAGAAUUGCUACUUUGCCGGGAAUGUGGGACAGAACUAUUACUAUUGGAUCAGCUGGAAAAACAUUUAGUGUGACUGGUUGGAAACUAGGAUGGGCAUAUGGACCACAACAUUUACUUGUUAAUCUGCAGCUUGUUCAUCAAAAUUCUGUUUACACUGGUUGCACUCCUAUUCAGGAAGCCACAGCUUUGGCAUUUGAAAAAGAAUUAGGACGCUUAGGACAAGAUGAUAGCUUUUUCCUUUCUCUAGCUAGAGAUCUUAAGGAUAAAAGGGACUAUAUGGCUAAAUUUUUGGUAGAUGUUGGAAUGAGACCCACCAUUCCUGAAGCUGGAUAUUUCAUGAUUGCUGACUGGAGCCCACUAGAAUCUAAAGUCGAUCUGAAUAGUGAAAAGGACAAAUACAGGGACUACAGAUUUACCAAAUGGAUGACCAAGAAUGUUGGAAUCCAAGGAAUUCCACCCUCUGCAUUCUACAGUACACCAAACAAAAAACUAGCUGAAAACUUUGUCAGAUAUUGCUUUAUCAAGACCGACGAAAAUCUCCAAAAGGCUGCAGAUAUUCUUCAUAAAUGGAAAGAAGGAAAAUAAAAUUAUUACGUGAUGUUAUUUGAACUUUUAUUGUCUGUUGUUAACAUUAACUAAUAUAUAUUUUUGUUACAUUAA
This is a messenger RNA of Aethina tumida (small hive beetle), 1586 nucleotides long. RefSeq names its product kynurenine aminotransferase. Gene Ontology annotation, molecular function: pyridoxal phosphate binding; L-kynurenine:2-oxoglutarate transaminase activity. Gene Ontology annotation, cellular component: cytoplasm; mitochondrion. The record is from RefSeq and is a predicted model, not a curated record. Gene Ontology annotation, biological process: biosynthetic process. The transcript has 7 exons. Bases 144 to 1511 code for a protein of 455 amino acids. Lineage: Eukaryota; Metazoa; Arthropoda; Insecta; Coleoptera; Nitidulidae.